This is a messenger RNA of Closterium sp. NIES-67, 2773 nucleotides long. The record is from the annotation of a GenBank genome assembly. NCBI's taxonomy places the organism in Eukaryota, Viridiplantae, Streptophyta, Zygnematophyceae, Desmidiales, Closteriaceae.
CUCCAACAGCUGCCAUGACUUCAGUUGCAGAUUGUCGGAACAUGUGCAUUGUUGGAAUAUCAUGAGAUUUCCGAGGAUCCGGCAUUCCGUAAUCCAGUCAUACAUUAUCAGAACAUCAAUCUGAAUUUUGUUCGCCAUGGCCGAGCUAGAUCGCCUUCGCGUAAUCGUCCGGGAUUGCCUGGACAAGAACCUCAUCACCUCCGCCUCGUUCCUCGCCGAUAAGCUCGCUUGCUUAUCCUCUCGGGAUCCAGAAGAUGUCCUCCUUUUGGCGCGAUGCUACUAUAGUUCGCGGCAAUUCAAACGAGCAUUGAGGCUAUUGCGGGCCGGAAAUCUUGUGCAUUCUGACCCCCGCUUUCGGCUACUAGCAGCGAAAUGCCUGGAGCAUGGCAGGCGGACGAGAAGGCUCACUGGUCUCCUAUGGUGGUGACGUGACGUUCUGAGCAGGAGCAAGUUAAGGACUGGGAGGAGUGCCUCGCACUGUUGGAAGACGCUAACAGCAGUCAUGGAGCUACAAUUGGCGGGAAAACCUGGUCCGGCGUUGCGGUUGCACCUGUACCUGGUGCAGGGUUUCAUACGCCUACCGACGCCAUUGCUCCAGCGAAACUGGAUCUGUCAACCCCAGCAUUUGGAGGAACGGUUGAAGACUCGCCACGGGUUGGGAUCAAGCCAGCAGCGGCUUUCAAUCUGAUUCGAGGUCGCGCGUAUGAGGCUCUUGGGAACCGACCAAAAGCUAUCCAAUGGCUCUCAGCUGCACUACAGGCUGAUCCGUUUUGCUCAGAGGCCUUUGACGAGCUGAUCGACAAUCAUAUGUUAACAACCGAGCAGGAGGUCGAUCUGGUCGAGUCUCUCAGCGUUCCUUCUGGCUUCGAGUGGCUGCGCCUGCUCUACUCGUCUCGUUGCAAGAAGUACGGCAGGGAGGACACAGUGGAGCGACAGCUGAGGCUGCUGGAAGGCCCCUCUCCUCUCUCCCACCAGCCAACCCGCCUAGGCACCAGACGAACGUUUUCGCACCCCACUUCCACACCCACACCUGCACCUGCUGCUGCUGCUGCUGCAGCUGCCAGCAACCCUGCUGCUCCAACACCUCCUGGUGCUGCUGCUACCCCUACUGCUGCUGCUGCUGGUGCUGCUGCUGCGACAGCUGCCACACAUGGGACAAAAGAUGCCGGCCGAGGGGUCGGUUUGGGAUGGGCCUCGAGGGACGGUGCUGGUGGUGGUGCGAGGGGGGGAGUGAGGAUGGUGGAGCAGGGGCUGUUGGGCUGCAGUGGUGACGUGGCGACUAGCCGUGCUGAGCUCAUGCUGCACGUGGGGCGAUAUGAGGACUCAUACCGAAUCACGAAGCACAUCUUGGAUGGAGACCCGCACGACAUUCGCUGCAUCCCCACGCACCUGGCAGCAGCGGUGCACAUGGGGCGGAGAAACGAGCUCUUCAGAGCGGCGCACCAGCUGGUUGACGACCACCCCAACUCAGCCCUGGCGUGGUUUGCAGUGGCCUGCUACUACUACUGCAUUCGGCAGCACGACCAAGCACGGAGGUUCUUCUGCAAGGCCACCACGAUCAACCCUGCGUUCGCCCCUGCGUGGAUGGGGUUCGGGCACACGUAUGCAGCACAGGAAGAGACGGAUCAGGCCAUGGUUGCUUACCGGACAGCAGUGCGGCUCUUCACAGGAUUCCAUGUGCCUCUAGUGUGCAUCGGCAUGGAGUAUGAGCGUUCCAACAACCUCAGUCUCUCCCUGCAUUUCUUGGAUGAAGCACGCAGGCUCUGCCCCUCAGACCCUCUUGUGCACAACGAGCUUGGAGUCGUGGCCUACAGGAGUCUCGAUUUCACAGCAGCAGCGCGGCACUUUGAGGUGGCCCUACGACUGGUGGCAGGGUAUGGAGCAGCAGCGGGAGAGGGAGGAGGAGGGGAGCGGGAGGCGGGAAGGGCGGGCUCGGAUGCUGCAGCAGGGAGGCAGGCAGCAGUGGCUGAGUCGCUGGGCGCAUGGGAGUCAACUGUGGUCAACCUCGGCCACUCGUACAGGAAAAUGAGGCGGUAUGGCGAUGCCCUGUUGGUGUACGAGCAGGCUCUAUCCCUUCGUCCCAACACAGCCAGUACCUUUGCUGCUAUUGCGUUCACACACCACCUGCAGGGAAACCUCAUCCUCGCUAUUGAGUUCUACCACAAGGCUCUGGGUCUGUGUCCGGGAGAUAGUUUAUCCUCUGAGAUGCUUGGGCAGGCGUUGAAGGACGAGUGUGCGCUCAUGGCGGCCGCUGCUGACGACCAUGUGGGCCCUGAUGCUGUAUUGCCGCCUCUAUUCACAUAAUAUGGUGUACUCUGGAGAUGUCUCGGACAGGUGAUUGAGGGUGUAAAUAUGCACUCAAGUUGCUAGGCCAGGUGUUGAAGGACGAGUGUGCUGUUGGAAAUUAUGCAAAGACUUCAGGCAGUUCCGAAGUCUCGCGUGAGGGUACGAAUGCGCGAAGACCACAACAGCGAGGAUUAUCGAGUCAACAUUGCUACAGUACCCUUAACGAUUCGCAUCGCACAGAUUAAUGGCACCUCACAGAGGUUACGAAAGGGCGACGGUCGCAAAUCGUUGAUCGUGCAACUCAACAUUCAGAAUCGCAAGAGUCAAGAAUCAGUGCGGCAGGAGGAAGUACCGCAGUUGGAUGUGCUUCGCUUUGCCCUCUAGUCGAGGCUCCUGACACAGGUGGAUCAUGGCCCUGUUGUCAGCGUACAGGACUGGGGUAGAGCUAGGCAUACAAGUUUGUGAGCAAGAAAGCCAGCCAGCGGAG